This is a messenger RNA of Micropterus dolomieu (smallmouth bass), 4471 nucleotides long. RefSeq names its product cholinergic receptor, muscarinic 3a (gene chrm3a). Gene Ontology annotation, biological process: adenylate cyclase-activating adrenergic receptor signaling pathway. The transcript is spliced from 3 exons. Gene Ontology annotation, cellular component: plasma membrane. The coding region runs from base 314 to 2272 and encodes 652 amino acids. Gene Ontology annotation, molecular function: G protein-coupled acetylcholine receptor activity. The record is from RefSeq and is a predicted model, not a curated record. Lineage: Eukaryota; Metazoa; Chordata; Actinopteri; Centrarchiformes; Centrarchidae.
GGUGACGGUAGAAGGUGGCGAGCGUCGUUAGCUGUACACCGUUAGCGCUUCAGAUGUGACUGCAUUGGACUGCCGUACUGCUGCUGUGCCAAACAUGGACGCGGGACAAGUUUGACUGGAUUGCCAUUUUCCCAUCUACUUGUACUGCUUUUGAUCCGCGCACUAUUGAAUGUUAUGAGGCGCCAUGAUCCAACCAGAGGAGGAUUAUCGUGCACCCCCAGUAGACAGCAUGGCCACCAAAAGGCACUCCGCUGAAAGGUGACCUCCAGACACUUCACCUCCCCAAAACAUUUGAAUAUGCCAGGACAUAACAAUGAGCUCAAACAGCACAGACCCUGGUCUCUUCCUGACUGCCAACACCUCACCUCCAGCAGCCGGAGCCUACCCACAAUCCAAUGCUCUCCACCAAGGAGGAACUGGAGGAGCACCUUGGUUGGUUUUUCAUGUGAAUAACCUGGAUGAUAAUUCCUCUUCCACCAGCAAACUCUUAAACCUCACCUCAGAAUCACAAAAUGGGAACAGAACUGCGGCCCUUGAUCCCUUUGGUGGCCACCCUGUGUGGCAGGUUGUUCUCAUUGUCUUGUUGACAGGCAUGCUGUCACUGGUCACCAUCAUCGGCAACAUCCUGGUUGUGGUAUCCUUCAAGGUUAAUCGCCAGCUAAAGACGGUCAAUAACUACUUCUUGCUGAGCUUAGCUGUGGCUGACCUCAUCAUAGGGGUCAUCUCCAUGAACCUCUACACAGCUUAUAUUGUGAUGGGCUACUGGGCCAUGGGCAACUGGGCAUGCGACCUGUGGCUGGCUAUAGACUAUGUAGCCAGCAAUGCAUCAGUUAUGAACCUGCUGGUCAUCAGCUUUGAUCGCUACUUUUCAAUCACCAGGCCUUUGACCUACCGGGCCAAACGUACCACAAAGCGAGCUGGGAUCAUGAUUGGCCUAGCUUGGUUUGUUUCUCUUGUUCUGUGGGCCCCAGCCAUUCUACUAUGGCAGUAUUUUGAGGGUCAAAGGACAGUGCCCUCAGAUGAAUGCUACAUUCAGUUCCUCUCACAGCCCACUAUAACAUUCUGUACAGCUAUUGCAGCUUUCUACCUGCCUGUGACAAUAAUGAGUAUUCUCUACUGGCUCAUUUACAAGGAGACCCAGAACCGUUCAAAAGAGUUAGCUGGAUUGCAGGGUUCUGGGGGUCGUGGUGGGAUAGGAGGAAGAAGUGGAAAUGGUGCAGGAGAGACGGCCCGUUUUGUCCAUCAGACAGGAAGUUCUAGAAGUUGCAGUAGCUACGAGCUGACCAGGUUGUCCCAGAGAAAGAGCAGAUGUCAGGAGCUGGUUGGCCGCUUCCGCUGCUGGCCUGGGGUUCGUUCUUGGAGACCUGGUAGUACCCGGCAGGCGGAGGGUGAUCCAGACCAGAGCAGCAGCGACAGCUGGAACAACAAUGAUGCUGCGAUCUCAUUGGACCACUCUGGCUCUUCAGAGGAUGAGGACUGUGGGAGCAGAGAGAUGAUUUCCCAGAGUCAUGCUAUUUUCUCCAUUGUUCUCAGCCUGCCUGGUAUAAAGGCUGCUGUCAACUCCCAACUCACCUCAUGUGAAGAUCUGGAUGCAGCCUCAGAGGAGGAUCCCCUCAGGGGAGCAGAAUAUAACCGGGACAGCCUCUCAACAGUCACCACCAACACCACUGCCGCCACUACUCCCGAUGGAGCAAUCAAUUCAGAAAAUAGCUACCACCAACGCUUCUGCUCACGCAAGAUUCAAUCAGUGCCUACCAUCCAGGCUAUCUCUAACCAAGGCUCUCUGUAUGGUCCACCAACAACUACUACCACUGCCACCAACAGUACUACCACCAGCACCACCACUAAAUCCCCCUCUGUCCCAAUGUCCUUCAAAGAGGCAGCUCUGGCAAAGCGUUUUGCAUCCAGAGCUCGUACCCAGAUCACCAAGAGGAAGCGCAUGUCCUUAGUGAAGGAGAAGAAGGCAGCUCAAACUCUCAGUGCCAUCCUCUUUGCUUUCAUCAUCACAUGGACACCUUACAAUAUCAUGGUGCUGAUCAAUGCCUUCUGUAAGGUCUGCAUCCCGGAGACCCUGUGGGCAGUUGGAUACUGGCUGUGCUAUGUCAACAGCACAGUGAACCCCAUGUGCUAUGCACUGUGCAACAAGACUUUCCGCACAACCUUUAAGAUGAUACUGUUGUGCCGAUGGGACCAGAAAAAAAGGAGGAAGCAGCAGUUCCAGCAGAGGCAGUCAGUGGUCUUCCACAGGAGGAUUCCCAGGGAGUCCAUGUAAAGGACAGGAAGUUUGGUUGGUUGAUAAAAAGGAAUCAAAAGAUUCAACACAGGACUAGGAAAAUGAAGAAGCAUCCAUGUAGUUGUUUCUGUGGAGUUUCUUUGCUCAGAGAUCCUUAAUGUGUUUCUCUUCUGGCAUGUCAAGCACAGCAAUCCUAUGUGGUGGUCUUGAGGUAUGUGUUUGUGUCAGUGCAUCCAUUUAGCAAAGCUGUGUGUUAUGCAUGAAGGGCUGUAUGAGGUGAGGUCCUGGGAUGAAAGCUUUUCCUCUACUACAGCUGAAAGAAAAUGAACUGAGCAGAAAAUAAUAGAAAAGGGCUUUAAAUGCAUAGCAGGUGAAUUAUUGAAGUGCAAUUGACACAAGGGAAAAGGAUAUCUUUGUCACAGGGUUGGGGAUUCAUAUUUGUUAUAAUUUCUCUCUGUGGGUAGAUAGAUCUGUAACGUGCAGAGUGGUUUUGCAUUUCAAACAAAACUAUGUAUCUGUAAUACAUCGCUGAAAGUCAAGACAAAAACUAUUUUGUGUUCACAGGCUUCUGCAUUGUACUGAUUUGACCUACCAUCCUCUUGACUGGCAAGUGUUUUUAUCAGAACUUCUGUACAUUGCCUUUUUACAUGGAUAUAGCUUUCCUGUGUCUGAUGGAAUAUAAAAAGUUCUUAAAUUGUGUCCUUACUUUCAGUCAACACAGAUCUGUUAUUUUUGUGAUAUUCAUCUUUGGUUUUCUAGAUAUUCCUGAGAUUUUGAGCCAGUCUGAAAAAUGAUUCUUCUGAUGAAUUGAGUUGUGAAUAUUCUGUGUGGCACCACAGUCAGUGAACUGCUGUUGUGUUCAAUGUGUUUGUUGUGGUUUUUAUGGUGGAGACAAUAAGUACAUUGGUUGUGUUUUAUGUACUUGCAGUUCUCUGUCAAGAGUAAUGAUUAUAUGGUGAUAAUAUUCUGUUUGUGUCCAUUUGGAUAUUUCUGACUUGAUACACAAUGACUGAUUGCACACAAAGAUGUCCAUUUAUAAAGAUGUGUGUUUUGAUUUUACACUAUCUUUUAAAUUUCUACUAAAUGAUAUAUCUAAUAAGGCCUCAUCUUUGAUAUAGUAGAGCAGUGGCAGCCUCUAGUGGCCAGAGGAAGACCUGUUGUCCAGGCUGUGUCCCUGUCAGUCCAACCCCUACAGCGCAGUUUCAAAAUAUAAUUCUGCCAAUAUGAAGACAUAAAAUGGCCACAGUCGUUGAAGGUACAAUAUUUGAACUUUCUGUCAUAAGAUGAUUUUUUUUAUGGGUGAAGUUCAUGAAGACCUUUAGCAAUUGAUUGAUUGAUUUGGUCUACAGUACAUCAGGGUUUUCUAUACAGAAAGUGGGCACACACCACAUACCAACAAAAGUCAUCAUAAAGAUGCCAACCAAGGCAAGAAUUUAUUUAAAUUUUUUAUUUGUAAUGCACAUUAUGUUAUUCGUAUCUUCUUAUCUUAUCUUAUCUUGGUUUUUACAUUGUUGCUGCACCCAAAUCUUGAAUUAGGGAUGCAGCAAUCCGACUUUUUCAGUCCCGACACCAAUACCUGGGCUUUGGGUAUCAGCCGAUCCCGAGUACCGAUCCGAUACCAUUGUAAAAUUAAUAAGCUGUAUUCCUCACUGUGAGGAAGACACUGAGAAUCAUUCUUUUAUGUGUAAGGUAACAUCAGGCUUGAUCAAGUGUGAAAUACCUCUACCCCUCCACACUAUGUUCUCCCAGCAAAAUGUUGAGCUCUACAGACGCACUGCUGAUGCAUUGCGUAGUACCCCUGUAAUUGAAUUAAAUAGAUCAGCCCCAUAGAUUGCCUUCCUUUGUCACGGAUACCCACUCCAGCUAUUUGAAUCAGUAUCGGGUCGAUAUCCAAUAUCAGUAUCGGAUUGGUGCAUCCCUACCUUGAUUAUUGAAGGCAAAGGAUAUACUGUAUUAUGAUGACAGCUGGCAUACUGAAGAAUGAAUUGAUUGGAUUAUGUUGGAUGCAAACGAGAUGUUAAACAAUAUCUCACAUAGUGGAUAUCAUUGGAUGUUUUAUCUGCUUUCAACACAAUGUGCUCCAUUGUCAUAAUACAUUCUUCAUCAAAAUAGGAGAUUUUUGUACUUAGAUAUUGGGAAUGUAGAAUACCAAAAUGGUAAACACAAACAUUUUGUUACAUUUCAAGUAUGUCAAUCAUACUCAUAUUUUAAGUCAAUAAAAAAACUUUUUGACAGAAA